AAUAUUGAUAAAUCGUGUAGGCUAGAGUAGCUUAUUCAAAAUCCGGUCAUUAUAUUUCCAAACCAGUUUGCACUCUGCAAGUGUUUUUAAAAUUUUAUCAAAAUACUUUUGUUACAAUGAGGUUUCGGUCGCUGAAGAACAUCUGGCCCAAAAAGAAGUUGGAGCAAUUUCUCAUUGUGUUCAUUUUAUGUGGCUUGCCCGCCAUAUACUAUGUUCUGGUGGAGAUUAUACUGCCGGAGUUGUCGGAUUACGGGUCAUCUGGUUACGUAUUUCAGAUGCUGCUGGCGGUGUUCCUCUUUCUGAAUGUGAUGUCAAACUAUGUCAUGUGCAUCCUGGUGGACCCUAGCAUCGAUCCCAAGCUAAUGAAGAACCAGUUGGAGCGGGGAGAGCACAGUGAGGACUGGCACAAGUGCGACGAGUGCGGGAUUCACGCUCCACCCCAAUCACGCCACUGCAGGAAGUGUGGUGUCUGUGUGCUGAAGCGAGAUCAUCACUGCUUCUUUACGGGAUGUUGCAUUGGCCACGAGAACUAUAGAUACUUUUUCUAUUUCCUCAUCUACUUAUUCCUAAGCUGCGUGAUUUCAUUAACGUCAUCAUCUAUAUUUAUUUACGUGCUACAUGGGGGCAGAUACCAGCUCUCUAUGCGUUCUGAUCGCGCGCCAAACUCUUCAGAAUUUAAGAACGCCUAUUUAAACUCGCUUAUUAUCAGGGUAAUGUAUUUCAAGAUGCCUGAUAGAUACGAGGUGUUGUUUACUGUGGUAUUCGUCAUGCUGUGGAUCGGGGUAUUCGUAGCUGCUUAUGUGGCUUAUGACCAGUGGUCCCGUAGCUAUAUUUGCUAUAAUUUUAAUCUUCAAAAGUUUCCUUUUGACCGCAAACUGCGCCGGAACUUUCAGACCUUUCUGGGCAGGCGAAUGGGGUGGACCUGGAUCUCCGGAUUUAUUCCCAGCCAGCUGGACCACGACGGAUUCCAUCUGGAUGAAGAAAACGAACGUGUGGCAGAUCUGUGUUCAAAAACAACCAUCAAGGAUAGCUAAAUAAUUGUGUGCUUUUUUUUUCCAAAUUACUGCCUCUAGUGUGUUUGCUGAAUUUUCCCAGGUUGGCAGUCUCAUCAGCUGUUUUUUCUGAUAACAUUGGCCCGUGCAAAAUGCU
Molecule: messenger RNA, 1149 nt
Organism: Drosophila erecta
Lineage: Eukaryota; Metazoa; Arthropoda; Insecta; Diptera; Drosophilidae
Product: probable palmitoyltransferase ZDHHC24
Exons: 2
Coding region: 117-1034 (305 amino acids)
Biological process (GO): peptidyl-L-cysteine S-palmitoylation; protein targeting to membrane
Cellular component (GO): endoplasmic reticulum; Golgi apparatus
Molecular function (GO): protein-cysteine S-palmitoyltransferase activity
Source: RefSeq, a predicted model, not a curated record